AUGGCCGACCCACCCGACUCUGCCGGCCCUUCGACGCCUCCCAACACCGACCAGCGCCCCGCCGGCGGUCUCACCUCGAUUCUCAAGCAAACCUCCUACGACCCCUCCUCCCCCGCCGGCCCGCAAUUCUUCCCCUCGGAAACCGUCCCCGCUUCCUCCGACCAGCCCUCGCAGCAGGACGAAGACCCCGAAGCCGCAGGCCAGGAAGACGACUAUGAUGACCCGGACGGCGCGUUGUGGAGCGGACCUGCGGCGGCGAGUGUGCCGACGAGUGUGAGCGGGUUUCGAAUGCGUGCGAGGAGCAGGGGCGACUUGGAGCGCAUGGGUCGCGGUUUGGCGAGGAGCGAGGCGGAGAGCGAGGACGACGACGAUGCGAAGAGUCGCAGGAGCAGAAAGAGUCGAAGGAGGAGGAGCUCGUCGAGGCGAAGCAGGAGCAGGCGAGGGAGCGACGCAACCUCUGCGUCCGAGGCGGUCACGACAGACGCCGAAUCCGUACAUUCCCGCUACUCGACCUCGCGCAACCGUCGGCGGCGCACUCGGCGACGCAGCGACGCUUCUGCAGCCACUUCAGCGGUGGAGUCGGAAUCCGAGGACGAGCGCGUCGGCUUCUUCGAGGGCCUCUCGAACGUCUUUCGCGGCAGGCGCGCCUCCUCACACCGCCCGGACGUCUCGCCUGCUCGAUCGCGUGCCGGCAGCGUCAGAUCCAGGCAGACGUCGCGACGACGGGGCGAGGAGACGGACGAGGACGCCGUCUCGGUCCGCUCCGAGUCCGACUUUGCCGGCGACGACGAAGACCCUUACGGCCCGUACGGCUCGUCGUCCGAGUCGGCAUCCACCUCAUCGACCACGUCGACCUCUUCGUCGCAGGACAACGAUGGCCCUCGACGGCGGCGCACGACAACGGGCGCAGGUGGAGCCGGCCUGCUCGGUCUACCCGGCGGUGGCGGGAACGACUUUUUCGGGGAGAGCCGAAUCGACUUUGAGGAGGUCGAGGACGACGAGAUGUCGUCUCUGAGCGAAGAGACGGACGACGGCGGACACGGCAAGGGCCCUUCGAAGCCGCAUCACCAGCUCAUCUACAUCCCCGACGAAGAUCUCCCCCUCCGCUUCGUCGGCCUGCAUAUCUCGUCCGUUAAGCUCGGGCUGUGGUACGCAGGCUGCGUCCUUUCGCUCGGGAUCGUCUGGCUCGUCGGAAGGUGGAUGCCCGAGUGGUGGCGCCGCGCGAACGGCAAGAUGGGCGAGUUUGCGGCGAGUCAGUUUGUCGUCGUCGAGACGUACCAUCACCCGACGCAGAUCCUCCCUCUCCAGACGCUCCGCCUUCCCGCACCGACUCCGCUCUCCACCAUCUUUCCGCCUUCCGUCACGCUCCCUCCCGCGCAUCGCGACGACGUCUCCCACCCGUCGUCUCCAUCAUUGAACGGCAUCUCGAACGGUAACGGUGCCACGGCACGCAAGAAGGCCCAGCUCGCCGCAGCCGGACACAUGAUCGAUGAGAUCCAGUUUGUCGACUACCGCUACUACCGCUUCAUCCUGCAUCCUGGCGACGGCAUGUUCCGCAUGGUCAGGGAAUGGAAAGACCCGACUUGGACCUCCCUUCCCCAACUUCGCCGCGGCCUCUCCACCGCCUCCUCGCAGCUCGCACUCCGCACGAGCCUCUUCGACUCGAACGCAAUCGAGAUCGAGGCGAAGAGUAUCGGCACGCUCUUGAUGGACGAGGUGUUGCACCCUUUCUACAUCUUCCAGAUCGUUUCCAUCUUUCUCUGGGCUAUCGACGAUUACUUCUACUACGCCUUCGCCAUCGGUGUCAUCUCGGUCGUCUCCAUCGUCUCCACCCUCCUCGAGACUCGCGCGAACGUCCAGCGCAUGCAGGAAAUGUCCCGCUUCUCGUGCCCGGUCCGCGUUCUUCGCGACUCGGAGUGGAUGAUGGCCGACUCCUCAACGCUCGUUCCCGGCGACCUCGUCGACCUUUCCGAACCCUCGCUCCACACCUUCCCCGCCGACCUCAUCCUCCUCUCCGGCGAUGCCAUCGUCAACGAGUCGAUGCUCACAGGAGAAUCCGUCCCCGUCUCAAAGAUCCCGAUCGAGCCCGAGUUCGUCCCGCUCGUCUCGUCGCCCGGCCCGGAGAUCGCGCCCGAACUCGCUCGCUACGUCGUGUUCAACGGUACCAAGAUCAUCCGCAUCCGCAAGACGGCGCCGAGCGUUUCCCAGGGUGGCAAGCCGGGAGCCGACCUGGAGGCGGUCGCUAUGGUCGUCCGAACCGGGUUUAACACGACCAAGGGCGCCCUUGUCCGCUCGAUGUUGUUCCCGAAGCCCUUUGGCUUCGCCUUCUACCGCGACUCGUUUCGGUUCAUCGGCGUCCUUGCUGGCGUCGCUGUCAUCGGCUUCCUCGCGAGUGCCGUCAACUUUAUCAAGCUUGGCAUCGCCUGGUCGGUCAUCAUCAUUCGCGCCGGCGACCUCAUCACGAUUGUCGUACCGCCUGCGCUUCCCGCGACAAUGGCCAUCGGCACGAGCUUUGCGAUCCAACGCCUCCGCAAGAUGGGCAUCUUCUGCAUCUCGCCGACGCGCGUCAACAUCGGCGGCAAGGUCAACAUCGUCUGCUUCGACAAGACCGGCACGCUCACCGAGGAAGGCCUCGAUGUUCUGGGCGUACGCAGCGUCGUCCGCUCGACCAAUGUCUUCACCGAGCUCCACCGCGAUCCGGACGACGUGCCCAUCUUUGGGGCGGCAGACGCCAAAACGCCACUCCUUCACGCUCUCACCACCUGUCACGCCCUCAAGGUCGUCAACGGCGAGGUCAUCGGCGAUCCGCUCGACCUGCGCAUGUUCGAGUUCACCGGCUGGACGCUCGAGGAGGGCAAGGAGGGCGUUGGCAAGAAGCCCGCCGACUCGGCUUCGACACGACGCAAGAAGGCGACCGACACCGGCUCAAGCUCGAAAGUGCCGGAGCGGGCGCAGACACUCGUGCAGACCGUCGUUCGUCCGCCCGGAGGCGAGUCGUUCAAGCUCGAGGACGCGCUCAAGGCCGGCAGCAAGCAUGCGCACUUCCUCGAGCUCGGCGUCUUGCGCACCUUUGACUUUGUCUCGAGCCUGCGUCGGAUGAGCGUCCUCGUCAAGAAGCUCAAGAGCAACUCGGUCGAGGCGUACGUCAAGGGUGCGCCGGAGGUCAUGAUCGACAUUUGCGACAAGUCGACCCUCCCCGAGGACUACGAAGAGGUCCUGGCUGACUACACCCGCCACGGCUACCGCGUCAUCGCGCUCGCCGGCAAGAGCAUGCCCGGCUUGACCUGGAUCAAGGCGCAGCGUCUCAAGCGCGAGGCAGUCGAGUCGGACCUGCGCUUCCUCGGACUGGUCAUCUUCGAGAACAAGCUCAAGCCCGGCACGACGCCCGCAAUCGCCACCUUCCGCCAGGCGCACAUCCCGACGCGCAUGGUCACCGGCGACAACGUCCGCACGGCUAUCAGCGUCGGCCGCGAGUGCGGCAUGAUCCAGCCUCUCGCGCGGGUCUACCUCCCGACUUUUGUCAAGGGCAGUUCUACGACGCCACGCUCGCAAAUCGAGUGGAACGAUGUCGAGGACGAGACGAAGACGCUCGACCCGUACUCGCUCAAGGUGGUCGUCGAGCGGGACGAUUCGAGCGUCUUCAGCGGCUACUCGAGCGAGAGGCGCGAGUACCACCUCGCGGUCACGGGCGACGUGUUCCGCUGGAUGAUGGAUUUUGGCGCCCUCGAGACGCUGCAGCGGAUGCUGGUCAAGGGCGCCAUCUUUGCCCGCAUGUCGCCGGACGAGAAGCACGAGCUCGUCGAGCGCUUGCAGUCCCUCGGCUACACAGUCGGCUUCUGCGGCGACGGCGCGAACGACUGCGGCGCCUUGAAGGCUGCCGACGUCGGUCUCUCGCUGUCCGAGGCAGAGGCGAGCGUCGCAGCGCCCUUCACAUCCCGCCAGCCCGACAUUCGGUGCUUCCUUGAGGUCAUCAAGGAGGGACGCGCGAGUCUCGUCACGAGCUUUAGCUGUUUCAAGUUCAUGGCCCUCUACUCGCUUAUCCAGUUCACGACCGUCUCGUUGUUGUAUUCCAUCGCAUCGACUCUUGGCGACUUCCAGUUCCUCUACAUCGACCUCUUCCUUAUCUUGCCUAUCGCGGUCACCAUGGGCCGCACCGAGCCUUUCCCUCGCAUCCACCCGAAACGCCCGACCGCCAACCUGAUCUCGAAAAAGGUCCUCACGUCGCUCGUCGGCCAGAUCGUCCUCACCUCCGGCUUCCAGCUCUUCACUUUCUUGUGGAUCCGCUCGCGAGACUGGUACUCGCCGCCGAUCAUCGACCCGGACCAGCUCGACAUCGUCUCGUACGAGAACACGUCGCUCUUCCUCCUCUCGUCCUUCCAGUACAUCCUCGUUGCGGCCGUCUUCUGCGUCGGUCCGCCGUACCGCAAGCCGAUUUACUCGAACCGGUGGCUCGUCGCCGCCCUGCUCGCCCUCUCAACCUUCUCUCUUUACACCCUCUUCAUGCCGACCUCGUCGCCUGUUUUCGCGCUCCUCCAGUUCAUUGCGCUCCCGCACGAAUUCCACCUCGAGCUGCUGCUCAUCAUCCUCGCCAACGUCGCGCUCAGCUGGGCGCUCGAGGACUUUGCGGCGAUGCGGAUUGCGAGGUGGAUUGGCGACAUGCAGCGGCGAUGGAGGAGGAUGAGGGGUCGGAGAAAGGAGAGCGGGAAGGCGUACAAGGCCAUCUCCCGAGCGAUGGACGACUGA
Molecule: messenger RNA, 4743 nt
Organism: Rhodotorula toruloides NP11
Lineage: Eukaryota; Fungi; Basidiomycota; Microbotryomycetes; Sporidiobolales; Sporidiobolaceae
Product: P-type ATPase, cation transport
Exons: 15
Coding region: 1-4743 (1580 amino acids)
Biological process (GO): intracellular calcium ion homeostasis
Cellular component (GO): membrane
Molecular function (GO): ATP hydrolysis activity; P-type ion transporter activity; ATPase-coupled monoatomic cation transmembrane transporter activity
Source: RefSeq, a predicted model, not a curated record